GUUUAUAGGGCUUUUAUUUUGGCGACGUGUUAGAAACAGGAAGUAGUAGGAAAGAAGUCUGACGUUUCAUGAGUCGAUUUUCACUGUAAUAUUUCGAAGAUGUCACGAGCCAAACCAGAGGAUGAUGAGUACUGGAACAGCUCCAAAUUUAAAGCGUUCACAUUUGAUGAUGAUGACGAUGAGUUUUCACGGCUGAAAGAAUCCAAGCGGGCCGUGAACAGCAUCCUGGUGGAUGAUGAUGAUGAUGAUGAUGAUGAGGAUGAUGUUGAGAGAGUCAGCUGGAGUGGGGAACCUGUGGGAAGCAUCUCUUGGUCGGUGAAGGAAACCGCCUCCAGUAUCCGCUCAGGCAGCGAGCAGAGCUUUCCCAAAAUAGACACCACUCCGUCACUGUCCAAACAGGGGUCUGGAUACUCUCUGAGCUCCCUGUUUAAAGCAAAGAGUAAACCUUUCCAGUCCUUAUCCGAGUCUUUUAGCGACACAUCUGUUAGAACAUAUGCACCUGAGUUGAGAAAGCCCAAGUCAGAUGGAAAGGAUUUUGUCAGUGACCUGAGUCCUGAGGAAACCGUGAGGAGAAUGCAGAAAGGACGGGCAUUUUCCCUAGAAAAGUUCCGCUCUCUGCAAGACAAACUUCUGCUGCUAGAUGAAGCAGUUGCUGUUUAUGAUGGCAACGUCAUCACUGCUGUCUUGAUAUAUUUAAAAAAGUCAUUAAAUAAAGAAAUCCUCUUUCGAGAGUUGAUGACGAGAGAUGUGGCUUUGCGUCAUUACGUUCAUUAUUUAAAAGAAAUGGGAGAACAAAAGCUUUUGGUUGAGUUACUGAAGGCUCUUGGCAGGACAGAAGACAUGGCGUUGAUGCAAUAUAAAGAACACUUAAAUAUUAAGGAUGAAGGCCGAAGAAGAGAUUUCCUCAAAAGUUGCCUCAGCCUUUCUUUCUCUCAAGACGAUGCCACUCACGUUCAAGACCACUAUACACUCCUCGAGAGACAAAUAAUCAUAGAGGCUAGUGACAAGAAGGCAGGUGCAGAAAUCUUUAAGAAGUUCCCUAGAAAAGCAUCCAUCCUUAAUAUGCCAAUCAUCACCACAUUGUACUACUCUUGCUUUUACCAUUACGGAGAGCCAGAGGGAACCUUUAGCAGCCCUUCGAACAUUAGAAAAACUUUCCGGAUUUCAGAAAAGCAGUAUAUUCUCACAGCUCUUGGCGCAAGAGCGAAGUUGAAAUCCUGGUUUGAUGUGGAUAGUCUGUUCAACACCAAAAACUGGCUAGGAUACACCAAGAAAAGAUCUCCCAUUGGCUUUCACAGAGUGGUGGACAUCCUGCAGAAGAACAGCGCCCCUGUAAAUGUGCUGCAGGAGUAUGUGAACCUCAUCGACGACCCAGAACUCAAGCUCAGCGUGGCUCUGAAAUAUAAAUGCCAUGACGUCGUCAUCAAUACAUACAGAGACCUGAAGGACCGGCAGGAGCUUGUUGUGUACAGAGAGAAGCUGGAACGGGACUCGCCCGAAUACAGGAAGAUCCAGGAACUCCUCAAUAACGUGGUAAGAGGAAGUGAGCCUCCACUCUUGAGUCAUUUGCUUAUUAACAGUGAGGAGAAAUCUUGA
This is a messenger RNA of Onychostoma macrolepis, 1596 nucleotides long. RefSeq names its product VPS33B interacting protein, apical-basolateral polarity regulator, spe-39 homolog (gene vipas39). Gene Ontology annotation, biological process: intracellular protein transport; vacuolar transport. Gene Ontology annotation, cellular component: cytoplasm. The transcript has 18 exons. NCBI's taxonomy places the organism in Eukaryota, Metazoa, Chordata, Actinopteri, Cypriniformes, Cyprinidae. The record is from RefSeq and is a predicted model, not a curated record. The coding region runs from base 100 to 1596 and encodes 498 amino acids.